Molecule: messenger RNA, 2334 nt
Organism: Malania oleifera
Lineage: Eukaryota; Viridiplantae; Streptophyta; Magnoliopsida; Santalales; Ximeniaceae
Exons: 1
Coding region: 484-1944 (486 amino acids)
Cellular component (GO): vacuole
Source: RefSeq, a predicted model, not a curated record
CAAGAUUCAUAAUUGCCAUUAGUCUGUUUGAGGCCAUAGAUGGCUUGAUCUAACCUGUAUUUUAAAUUCUGCAAGUUAAUUUUUACUUAUAAAUUGAAAAAAUUAUUAUAAUUAAGUUGUGUUUUUCUCUAAAGCAAUGGCCUUUUUGUAAAUGAAUAACAGACGAGAGAGAUGAUGGCAGUCUAGGCAAAUCAACAUCGGCCGGUCGUUCACGAAACAUGGCUUGGAAUAUCCUCCCAGCGUAGCACAUUCGGCGGAGUACCCACCUAAUCGUCUUCUCCACUCCACCACGAAGUCCACCACCACCACCACCACUCUCCUCGAUAGCAACCUUUCAACAGUCUCUGCAAAGUCACCAUUAAUCCUUCCAUUCUACUCCAACGAAAACUAGCAAUACACAUCCCCAGAUCCCAGAACCAGAACCCCCAAAGGCUAACCCCAAUCCAAAGAGAAACAAGCCUCUAUCUCUUUCUCUCUCUCUACAUGGGUACUGCUUCUCUUCCUGUGUCACCUGCAACCAAGCCCACGCCACUGCCGACCCAAGAAGAUGACCUUAUGAACCAAUCCACAGCUCUCCUCUCCUUCGACACCGAUGCCUCCGCCGCCUCUUCCCGUAAGCCCCCCGUCACCAUCGUCCUCAUCACCUCUCUGUUCCUAACCACCUCCGUUGCUCUCGCUGCCUCCGCGGCUUUCGCCUUCCUCUUCUUUUCCUCCCCUUCUCGUCGCGCCUCUAGCCCCGUUGAAUCCGUAGCGCGUCCCCUCGCGAAGCUCGACCGACCGGUCGUCCUGCUGAUUUCCUCCGAUGGGUUCCGAUUCGGGUACCAGUUCAAAACCCCGACCCCCAACAUCGGCCGCCUGAUCGCCAACGGGACUGAAGCUGAACUGGGUCUGAUUCCUGUUUUCCCUACUUUAACUUUCCCCAAUCAUUAUUCGAUCGUGACGGGUCUUUACCCUGCUUAUCACGGCGUCAUCAACAACCAUUUUUUGGAUCCGGUCACCGGCGAUGCCUUCAAUAUGGGGAGUCACGAGCCCAAGUGGUGGCUCGGCGAACCUUUGUGGGAGACGGUGGUGAAUCACGGACUUAAGGCUGCAACCUAUUUCUGGCCUGGUUCUGAGGUAAAGAAGGGUUCUUGGACUUGCUCACCAGGUGUAUGUAGACAUUAUAAUGGUUCUGUUCCAUUUGAAGAGCGGGUGGAUACUAUUUUGCAUUACUUUGAUCUUCCGAAGGAUGAGAUUCCUGUGUUUAUGACGCUGUAUUUUGAGGACCCAGACCAUCAGGGUCACCAGGUUGGGCCUGAUGAUCCCGAAAUAACUGAAGCGGUUGCUAGAAUCGAUAAGAUGAUUGGGAGGUUGAUCCAAGGGCUAGAGAAGAAAGGGGUUUUUGAAGAUGUUAAUAUAAUUUUGGUUGGUGAUCAUGGGAUGGUGGGUACUUGCGAUAAGAAGUUAAUUUUUCUCGAUGAUUUGGCUCCUUGGAUUGAUAUUCCACAGUACUGGGUGCAAUCAUAUACCCCAUUGCUUGCAAUUCGUCCUUCUCCUGGUUUAUCUCCUUCGGAUGUCGUAGCAAAAAUGAAUGAAGGAUUGAACUCUGGUAAGGUUGAGAAUGGGAAGAAUUUGAAAAUUUAUCUCAAGGAAGAUUUACCUAGCCGGCUCCACUAUGUGGAAAGUGAUCGGAUUCCCCCAAUUAUAGGGCUGCUUGAGGAGGGGUUCAAGGUGGAGCAGAAGAGAUCAAAGAGGAAGGAAUGUGGAGGAGCACAUGGCUAUGACAAUGCAUUCUUCUCCAUGAGGUCCAUUUUCAUCGGGCAUGGUCCUCAAUUUGUAAGAGGGCGAAAGGUGUCAUCAUUUGAGAAUGUCCAGAUAUAUAACUUGGUCACUUCAAUUCUCAAGAUACAAGGGGCUCCUAACAAUGGGACACUAUCAUUUCCAAAGACAAUUCUUUUAUCAUAGCCAACGAGGUCCACAUAGUAAGUUUCUUUGGAAUGGGGUUAUUGCAUAGGGAUGACAAGGCACGGCUGCACAGGCAAGCUGAAUUCCUUGUGGAGCCAUUUGAAAAUAUAUUCGCUGAAAUGGAUGGAUAUGGACAUAACCGUGUUCAGACCUUGCAGAAAGGUAAAAUUGUUAGUCUAGGAUUGCACAAGACCCUUUCUUGCUCAUGCAUGGUAGCAAUAAGAAUGGUAUUCCUUCAUUUUGUUUGGGUCCAAUUUUUUUUAUGUAUCAUGAGCUACAGAAGACUUGCAUUGUAAUAUUGUAAAUGUUGUAAUUGUUAUUCUUCAGGUAUAACGAAAUUUGGAUAUGAGAACCUAGAUUUCACGAUUAUUAAUGCAUUCAACUUUUUUU